Messenger RNA from Colletotrichum costaricense, 336 nucleotides. RefSeq lists its product as uncharacterized. NCBI's taxonomy places the organism in Eukaryota, Fungi, Ascomycota, Sordariomycetes, Glomerellales, Glomerellaceae. The transcript is spliced from 2 exons. The record is from RefSeq and is a predicted model, not a curated record. Bases 1 to 336 code for a protein of 111 amino acids.
AUGGCAGCACCGUUCGAUGCGGCCCAGCUGGACGAGAGCGAGAAAUAUGUCUUGAAUAUUGCCAUCGACGGCCGAACACGAAUUCGGCCAUCGGUCCACCCGGAAGCCAUGGGCAGCAGGUUCCUCAGCUUCAUCCAGGUAGAGCACCCCAUCAAGGAGAUUCUCGAGAGCGACAACCUCACAGCCUUGUCUUUGCUGAUCCGCAGAGCCAUUAUUGCAAUAGAUAAGAAAAUGCGCGCCUGGCCAGAAGUACGCACAUACAUAUUGGGAAACGUUCAAGAUGACGAUCUAGAGUGGGGCCAUGCUCUGGGAGGCAAAAUUGCGGCUGUUCGCUGA